This is a messenger RNA of Linnemannia hyalina, 2487 nucleotides long. The record is from the annotation of a GenBank genome assembly. Lineage: Eukaryota; Fungi; Mortierellomycota; Mortierellomycetes; Mortierellales; Mortierellaceae.
AUGUGGCGCCGCAUUCCAGCAACAGGUGCCCGGCACGCAACCUCCUUCAGGACAAAGGCCGCCUACGCCACCGCAGGAGCAACCACCCUCGCUCUCUCAGGAUACUACUACAACCUCAAGCAGCAACAACGCGCCUUCGAUGACGCGUUCGAAUAUCCUCCCCAGUCCUCCAUGAUCUAUCUCGAGCCUCAGCAGGCCUCCAGAGAUCCUACUCGCCCACACGCCUUCUGGGCCCCACCCUCGCGUGAGGAUAUGAUCAGGAUGCUUCAGGAAGGUCCCGGUGCCAUUAUCAAGGAAAAGGCUGCCGCCGCUGCCGCUGCUGGAGCUACUCCUGAGUCAAAACCUGUUGCUGAUGCACCAGCAACACCUGUGGAAGACGACGAGGACUCGGACGUGUUCGAUCUGUUGAUUAUUGGAGGCGGUGCCACCGGAGCUGGAUGCGCCGUCGAUGCCGCGACUCGUGGAUUGAAGGUCGCCAUGGUGGAACGUGAUGAUUUCUCAUCUGGAACAUCGUCCAGAUCAACCAAACUCGUCCAUGGAGGAGUCCGGUAUCUGGAGAAGGCUUUUCUCGAACUCGACAUUGAGCAGUACAAGCUCGUCAAGGAGGCACUAAACGAGCGCGCCAACUUCUUGAAGGUCGCUCCUUACCUCAGCUACCAGCUCCCCAUCAUGCUGCCCAUCUACAAGUGGUGGCAGAUGCCUUACUACUGGGUUGGAUCAAAAGCCUACGACUUGCUGGCGGGUCAUCAGGGCAUGGAGAGCAGUUACAUUUUGAGCAGAGGCAAGGCUUUGGAGGCAUUCCCUAUGCUCAAGAACGACAAGUUGGUCGGAGCCAUGGUCUACUAUGACGGACAGCACAACGACUCCCGCAUGAACGUUGCCCUCGGAUUGACUGCUGUCCAGUACGGCGCUGUCAUUGCCAACCACGUCGAGGUUAUCGAGUUGCAGAAGGACGAAAACAAGCGUCUCUGCGGUGCCCGUGUCCGUGAUGUGAUGACUGGCAAGGAGUUCAACGUUAAGGCCAAGGGUGUCAUCAACGCAACUGGACCUUUUACUGAUGGAAUUCGUCAACUGGAUGACCCCUCGAUCGAGGCGAUUGUCGCACCCUCCGCUGGAGUCCAUAUCAUUCUCCCCAACUACUACAGUCCCGGCAACAUGGGUCUCUUGGAUCCCGCGACCAGUGAUGGCCGUGUCAUUUUCUUCUUGCCCUGGCAAGGAAACACCAUUGCAGGAACCACCGACUCCCCCACCGAAGUCACUCCCAACCCCAUGGCGACCGAGGAGGAGAUCAACUGGAUUUUGGGAGAGGUCAAGAACUACCUCAACCCCGAUGUCAAGGUCCGUCGCGGAGAUGUCUUGGCUGCCUGGUCGGGUAUCCGCCCCUUGGUCCGUGACCCUGCUGCCAAGAACACCGAGGGGUUGGUUCGCAACCACAUGAUCAAUGUCAGUGCCAGUGGAUUGUUGACGAUUGCUGGAGGCAAGUGGACCACCUACCGUGCCAUGGCUGCCGAGACGAUCGAUGAGGCCAUCAAGGAGUUUGGUCUCUCACCCGCCCGUGGCUGCUCGACUGAGCGCGUCAAGUUGAUUGGAUCCCACGGAUACAGCAACACCAUGUUCAUCCGUCUCAUUCAGCAGUUUGGUCUCGAGACUGAGAUUGCUCAGCAUUUGGCCAACAGCUACGGAGACCGUGCCUGGGCCGUUGCCUCGCUCGCCCAGUCGACUGGCAAGCGCUGGCCUGUCUUUGGACGGAGAGUGUCGAACCAGUACCCUUACAUUGAGGCUGAGAUCCGCUAUGCUGUCCGACGUGAGUAUGCCUGCACUGCUGUCGAUGUGUUGGCCCGCCGACUCCGUCUUGCCUUCUUGAACGUCCAUGCUGCUUUGGAUGCUCUCCCCAGGGUUGUUGAGAUCAUGGCUGAGGAGUUGAAGUGGGAUGCUGCUCGUCAGGCCAAGGAAACUGAGGAUGCCAAGGCAUUCUUGACCACCAUGGGAUUGCCCGUCAGCCCUAUUGCCUACCCUAUUAAUGUGCCCGAGGCUGUUGUCGGACAUCCCGUUGGUGAGGGUGAGAAUGUUCAGCAGACGGGCUUCUGGGGUCGUAUGAGCGGCAAAUCUGCAUCUGGAGCAGAUGUUGACGACUCUUUCUACUCGCGUGCCCAGUUCAACCCUGAGGAAUUGGCUGAAUUCCAUAAGGUCUUUGGCGCUCUUGACCAUGACGGAGAUGGUCACAUUGACGGACGUGAUCUCGAGAAGGUUCUUGGUCAACUUGAUGUUCAGGUUGAGGCCGGUGUUCUCAAGAACAUCAUCGAAGAGGUUGAUUUGGAUAACUCGGGAUCAAUUGAAUUCAACGAGUUCUUGGAGGUGAUGGGUGGACUGAAGGAGCAUGCCAGCCGCACGGCGUUCUCAAAGAUUGUUGUUGAGGUUGAGAGUAAGCGGAAUGUUGACUAUGGUAUCAAGGCCAAGACCACCGACCGCAGUGGUGGCGGAGCUUAA